GAUCUGUAGUCUACCGACUACCAGUAAAAUCACAGCAUAAAGAAAGGAGACUCGAACGAUGUUGACCAUGGAAGUGCAGUUGGAUGUGAUCUGCUGUAAAUCAGUGGGAACUGAUCUAUCCAUGCUGGAUAUUGAAGAUUUUAUCACUGAAAUCUGUCAGCUGAAGAAGGAGGUGGCAUCACUGGAGGCAAAGCUGAGAGAGAGAGGAGACAAACUGAACAAAGAGGUUGGUCAGCAGAUGCAGCAGACACAGCUGAAGAUGUGCUCCGUCAAACUAGUGGACUGCAGGAACCUGAUAGAGAGCAGAGGAGAAAAAAACACAGUAGAGGAACAACAACAGCACCAUGAGUAUGAUGAUGAUGGCUGGAUUGAUGAUGAUGGGAAUGAUGGGACAGAAGCUCAGGAUUCAGUCUGGAGAUCCAGAUACACACAGGACUCAGAGCUCAGUCACACGUUACUCUGUUAUGCUGACGCCCAGGAUCAUGGAUCUGCUGAUGAAACCUCUGACUGUAACGCUGGAGAACAGCAGAUGGUGCAGAUGUGCUCUGUCAAACUAGUGGACUGCAGGAACCUGAUAGAGAGCAGAGGAGAAAAAAACACAGCAAAGGAACAACAACAGCACCAUGAGGAUGAUGAUGACUGGAUUGAUGAUGAUGAGAAUGAUGGGACAGAAACUCAGGAUUCAGUCUGGAGAUCCAGAGACACACAGGACUCAGAGCUCAGUCACACGUUACUCUGUUAUACUGAUGCCCAGAAUGAUGGAUCUGCUGAUGAAAUCUCUGACUGUAACGCUGGAGAACAGCAGAUGCAGCAGACACAGCUGAAGAUGUGCUCCGUCAGACUGGUGGACUGCAAGAACCUGAUAGAGAGCAGAGAAGAAAAAAACAGAGUAGAGGAACAACAACAGAGCCAUGAGGAUGAUGAUGAUGAUGAAGAGGAAGAACAACUGAGUUAUGAGAAUGAUGAUGAUGAUGAUGAGGAACAACAACUGAGCCAUGAGAAUGAUGAUGAUGAUGAUGAGGAACAACAACUGAGCCAUGAGAAUGAUGAUGAUGAGGAACAACAACUGAGCCAUGAGAAUGAUGAUGAUGAUGAAGAUUACAAUAUUGAUGACGAUGAUGAUCAGAAUGAUGAUGAUCAGAAUGAUGAGGAUGAGGUCUUUUUUCCUUCAAACGACAACGUUGGUUUGUCUUCUGAUGGAGAAACUGCCUCUACAUCCAAAGAGCAACACACAGUGACCAGCAGUAAAAAAACCAGACAUAAGAGAAAACACACAGAACAGAAAGACUUGACCUGCACGAUAUGUGACAUUAGCUUUCAUACCUUAGAAGAGAGGAGACUUCAUUCAAAAGAGCACAAAGUGAAGAAGGACUUUCGCUGCAAACUAUGCGGGAAGGAUUUUUUCAUUACUCCUUAUGCUAUGAGAGCUCAUAUAAAUACACACAGUGAAAAGUUCUUACAAUGCGACGAGUGUAACAAGUAUUUCCGCACUAAACCGCAUCUUUUGAUGCAUAAGAGAAUCCACACGGGCGAAAAGUUGUACAAGUGCCCUCACUGUGAGAAGAGGUUCACCCAUGGAUCCCAUCUGAAGAAACAUCUUCUCAUACACACCAAUAAGAGCCUGUAUCAGUGCGGUGAAUGUGGGAAAAGCUAUAAGAGCUUAGCUUGUCUGGUGUUACAUAAAAAUAUACACACGGAGGACAAACGGUAUCAAUGUUCAUACUGUGAGAAACGCUUCUAUCAUUUGACUCACCGGAAAAUCCAUGAGAGGAUUCACACUGGAGAGAAACCGUAUCUGUGCUCCUACUGUGGGAAGAGCUUUGCUAGUCCAUUUUCUCUCAAAGUUCAUCUGAGAGUUCACACGGGAGAAAGACCGUAUCCCUGUAGUGAUUGUGGCAAGAGAUUUUAUAAGUCAAGUGACUUAAAAAUACACCAGAGGAUUCAUACAGGAGAAAAACCUUAUAAAUGCUCAUAUUGUGACAAGACUUUCGCUCGAUCAAGUGCCAUGAGGGUCCACAAGCGAAUGCAUACAGGAGAGAAACCUUAUGGCUGCCCCAUCUGCGGCGAGAGUUUCCCUUUUAAAUGGGGGCUUCAGACUCACCAGAAGAAACACGCGAACACAGACUCACCAUAGCUUUAAUGUCUAUAUUUUAAGGGUUGUGUUACACCUUGCAGUGUUAUGGGAACUUUACUUUAUGGUUGUAAAAAGUUUUAAACUAGACAUGUAUCUGGAACCUGGUGUUUUCGAUAAGAUACUGAUAUUUUCAAAGUCAAAUAUAUCCUUGAUAUCGAUACCAAUACACCUGGCAGUGUUAUAGGAACUUAACUUUAUUGUUGUAAAUAAUUAAAACUAGAAAUGUAUCUAGAACCUGGUGUUUACAGUUCUCAGACACUGACUGGCUGUUGCAGCCAUAAAAUGCAACCUUUUUAUUGUGACAAUAUGUGACCCUGGACAACAAAACCAGUCUUAUGGGUCAAUUUUUCAAAAUUGAGAUUUUUUCAUCACCUGAAAGCUGAAUAAUUAAGCUUUCUAUUGAUGUAUGGGUUGUUAGGAUAGGACAAUAUCGGGUGGAGAUACGACAGUUUAAAACUCUGGAAUCUGAGGGUGCAAAAAAAUCAAAAUAUUGAGAAAAUCGCCUUCGAAAUUGUUAAUCGGAGGCACUGUAGCAGGCCAUCCACUCACAAAAAUAAAAUUAUGAUAUAUUUAUGGUAGGAAAUUUGCUAAAUAUCUUCAUGGAACAUGAUCUUUACUUAAAAUCCUAAUGAUUUUUGGCAUAAAAGAAAAAUAGAUAAUUUUGACCCAUACAAUGUAUUUUGGGCUUUUACUAAAAAUGUUUCUGUGCUACUUAAGACUGGUUUUGUGAUCCAGAGUCACAUAUAUGAUUUAACAUUAGUUACAUUAUAGAGCUUUUUUGAACUUUUAACAUUCAACUUAAAUACAUGCACAAACCAUAUAGGCAACACAAUUUAUUGUAAAAUUACUCAAACAUAUGUGUUUCUGUCCUCUGCUAAUCAUUGUUCUGGGCCGCAUUUCACAAAAGCAUUAGUGGUUUCUUAAAAUACGUUUGAGAGAAAGUGCUUCAUUAGAAACUUCGGUGAAAGUGUUUUGGAGCUCAACUCUACACGACAUUGGCCCUCCAGAAGAAAGACAGGACACCCCUGCUCUAGAACAUUUAUUGUGUUUAAAUGAAUUCUCUGGAUUAGGGCUGUCAAACCAUUAAUCAUGAUUAAUGUUUUUACAGAAUAAAUGUCUGCAUACUGUGCAUAUUAUUUUUUUCUUUAUAAACAUAUACACAUGCAUGUAUACACAUUUAGGAAAUAUUUACAUGUACAGACAUGCUCAAAUUUGUUGGUACCCCUCCACAAAAAACGAAGAAUGCACAAUAUUCUCUGAAAUAACUUGAAACUGACAAAAGUAAUUGGCAUCCACCAUUGUUUAUUCCAUAUUUAAUAGAAAUCAGACUUU
Molecule: messenger RNA, 3466 nt
Organism: Triplophysa rosa
Lineage: Eukaryota; Metazoa; Chordata; Actinopteri; Cypriniformes; Nemacheilidae
Product: zinc finger protein 572-like
Exons: 4
Coding region: 59-2134 (691 amino acids)
Source: RefSeq, a predicted model, not a curated record